This is a messenger RNA of Cuscuta campestris, 524 nucleotides long. NCBI's taxonomy places the organism in Eukaryota, Viridiplantae, Streptophyta, Magnoliopsida, Solanales, Convolvulaceae. The record is from the annotation of a GenBank genome assembly.
CUAAGGGACAUCUGAUCCUUUUCGACAUCUAAGAUCGAAGGCAUGGAUGAACAUAGUGAAGAAAAUGAUUUCUCAUCUGUUUAUAGCACUCCAGAUUCAUAUGAAUCGGAGCUUGAAGCUGUUUUUGAUGAGAUUCGCAUUGAAAAACAGUUGUCAAUGGUGCGAGAGAAGCUUGAGGCGUAUUAUACUAAUGUCCCUGUUGCUAAUACAGCCCCCCUUGCUAGUACAGAGGAUGUGGAUGUUGAGGAUGUGGAGGAUGAUGAUGACACAGAUUCUGACUCCUACAUUUACGAAGAAGGGGAUGAUGUUCUAUGGGAGUUGUUAUUCUCGGAUCCAAAGAUGCGCCACAAGGACUUCUAGGGGAGUAUUCCUCUCUUUCUUAUGUGCGUAGAAUAUUUUUAUUAAGUGCCUCCUUUGCAUUACUCUAUAGUUCAGAUUAUAUGGGAAACUAAUGAUGAUAGUUUGCACUCGAAUGUGAUGCGUGGACUAUGUGCUUGGUGUUUGUAACCUUUAUGGUCAUUUAG